AUGCCGUCCCAUUACACACCAAAGCGCAUCCUUAAGAAACAGCCCUCCCAGCAGGAACACAGUAAAAUGGAGGAUUGGGCGCCAGGAAACCUAAGCGAGUAUGGCAACAUUGAGAGUGACGCCACCAUCUUAGCAAAGCAUCAGGCUCCGAGCUCGAAACCCGUUAAACAAGGAGGGUAUACAGCCCCUAACGGAACUCAUCUCUCCGACCACGAACUAGCUAAAUUCUCAAAUGGCAUUGAAGAUCCGGAGUCGAAGUGUGUGACAUACUUUCAGCCUUGCUUCAUCGAGGAUCCCUGGAAGGAUCUCCAAUCUGUGAAGAUGAAAUUCAAUACGCGCUAUUGGUGA
Messenger RNA from Aspergillus pseudonomiae, 348 nucleotides. RefSeq lists its product as uncharacterized. NCBI's taxonomy places the organism in Eukaryota, Fungi, Ascomycota, Eurotiomycetes, Eurotiales, Aspergillaceae. The transcript has a single exon. The record is from RefSeq and is a predicted model, not a curated record. The coding region runs from base 1 to 348 and encodes 115 amino acids.